AGUGUCCUUCCUCGGCGCCGGUAGUUGAGCUUAUUCUCCGCUGACAGGAAGUGGCUGGUCCUUUUCCGCAGACUCCAACAUGGCCCGAGGACCGAAGAAGCAUCUGAAGCGCGUCGCAGCUCCUAAACACUGGAUGCUGGACAAACUCACUGGAGUGUUUGCUCCUCGUCCCUCCACCGGUCCCCACAAACUGAGGGAGUGCCUGCCCCUCAUCAUCUUCCUGAGGAACCGUCUCAAGUACGCUCUGACCGGAGAUGAGGUCAAGAAGAUCUGCAUGCAGAGGUUCAUCAAGAUCGAUGGCAAGGUCCGCACUGAUGUCACCUACCCCACUGGCUUCAUGGAUGUGGUCAGCAUUGAGAAGACUGGCGAGAACUUCAGACUGAUCUAUGAUGUCAAGGGUCGCUUUACAGUUCACCGCAUCACAAAUGAGGAGGCCAAGUACAAAUUGUGCAAGGUGAGGAAAAUCCUCAUUGGCACAAAGGGAAUCCCUCAUCUGGUGACCCAUGAUGCCCGCACCAUCCGUUACCCUGAUCCUAUGAUCAAGGUCAACGACACCGUCCGCAUUGACCUGGACACUGGCAAAAUUACAGAUUUCAUCAAGUUUGAGACAGGCAACAUGUGCAUGGUGACUGGAGGUGCUAACUUGGGGCGUAUUGGUGUGAUCACCAAUAGAGAGAAGCAUCCUGGCUCUUUUGAUGUGGUGCAUGUUAAAGACAGCACUGGCAACAGCUUUGCCACCAGGCUCUCCAACAUUUUCGUCAUUGGCAAGGGCAACAAGCCAUGGGUGUCCCUGCCCCGUGGAAAGGGUAUCCGCCUGACCAUUGCUGAGGAGAGAGACAAGAGGCUGUCUGCCAAACAGAGCAGCAGCUAAGUCAACAGCCUAGCAAACACCUUGAUUUAUAAUAAUAAAAAAAAUAUUUACAAAUACA
This is a messenger RNA of Carassius auratus (goldfish), 929 nucleotides long. Its product is annotated as 40S ribosomal protein S4, X isoform. The record is from RefSeq and is a predicted model, not a curated record. Gene Ontology annotation, biological process: translation. Gene Ontology annotation, cellular component: cytosolic small ribosomal subunit; ribosome. Lineage: Eukaryota; Metazoa; Chordata; Actinopteri; Cypriniformes; Cyprinidae. Bases 80 to 871 code for a protein of 263 amino acids. Gene Ontology annotation, molecular function: structural constituent of ribosome; RNA binding. The transcript has 7 exons.